Messenger RNA from Alosa alosa (allis shad), 3742 nucleotides. It is a transcript of the gene pdik1l, whose product is annotated as PDLIM1 interacting kinase 1 like. Gene Ontology annotation, cellular component: autophagosome; cytoplasm. The transcript has 3 exons. The record is from RefSeq and is a predicted model, not a curated record. Gene Ontology annotation, molecular function: protein serine/threonine kinase activity; ATP binding. NCBI's taxonomy places the organism in Eukaryota, Metazoa, Chordata, Actinopteri, Clupeiformes, Clupeidae. The coding region runs from base 394 to 1512 and encodes 372 amino acids. Gene Ontology annotation, biological process: positive regulation of autophagy; autophagosome organization; peptidyl-serine phosphorylation.
CAAUGGGAGAGGCUUCAAGUGACAUGCACUGUAAUGACGGCAGAGUGGGUGGGAGCUCACGGGGAAAAAAUGCUACUGCUGUGGCGUGCUGCGGCGAGUUUGGCGACACCAUUUUCGUUUUCCAAAGCCAAAGCACUGUUUUGAAGACACCCCAAAAGACCGAAGGGAGGGGGCAGUGUUUCCCACAUUUGAGACACCGCUCUGCUCGCCUCACAUCUGUGUUGUUUGCAGCGGGAGCCAGAAGCGUGCGCACGCCGAGGUGAAAGGGAAAUCUCCGAUCUGAUCCGUGAGAAGAGGUCACCAAGCGCACAAAUUGACGGGCCGUCGCUGCGCGAGAGCGUGUGGAAUAGUAGUGUGGAUAAUGGCUGCCAGACUCCGUGAUACAGACACUAAAUGAAGAAGGGGUGUGUGAAGAAGAGACAAGGGCGACGACAGCAGCAGCAGCAGCAGCAGACGCAGGCGUGGAGGAGGCUGGGGGGGGGGAUGGUGAGCCGCAGCCAGGCCAAGUACGAGCUGAUCCAGGAGGUGGGCCGUGGCAGCUACGGCGUGGUGUACGAGGCGGUGGCGCGGAGCUCGGGCGCCCGCGUGGCCGUCAAGAAGAUCCGCUGCCACUCGCCGGAGAACGUGGAGCUGGCGCUGCGUGAGUUCUGGGCACUCAGCAGCAUCCAGAGCCAGCACCCCAACGUCAUCCACCUGGAGGAGUGUGUGCUGCAAAGGGACGGCCUCGCGCAGCGCAUGAGUCAUGGCUCCAGCUCGUCACUGUAUCUAGAGCUGGUGGAGACGUCGCUAAAGGGUGAGAUUGCCUUCGACCCACAGUGCGCCUACUACCUGUGGUUCGUGAUGGACUUCUGCGACGGCGGUGACAUGAACGCCUACCUGCUGUCGCGCAAGCCCAGUCGCCGCACCAACACCAGCUUCAUGCUCCAGCUGGGCAGCGCUCUGGCCUUCCUGCACCGCAACCAGAUCAUCCACCGUGACCUCAAGCCCGACAACAUCCUCAUCUCGCAGGGUCGCACCCCGGCUGGCUCGCCAGAGCCCACGCUCAAGGUGGCCGACUUCGGCCUGAGCAAGGUGUGCUCGACGUCGGGCCUCAACCCCGAGGAGCCGGCCAGCGUCAACAAGUGCUUCCUGUCCACAGCUUGCGGCACUGACUUCUACAUGGCGCCGGAGGUGUGGGAGGGCCACUACACAGCAAAGGCGGACAUCUUUGCGCUGGGCGUCAUUAUCUGGGCGAUGGUGGAGCGCAUCACCUUCGUAGACGUGGAGACGCAGAAAGAGCUGCUGGGCAGCUACGUGCAGCAGGGGGGCGAGAUCGUGCCGCUGGGCGAGGCGCUGCUCGAGAACCCCAAGAUGGAGCUGCUCAUCCCGGCGCGCAAGAAGAGCAUGAACGCCAGCAUGAAGCAGCUCAUCCGCGAGAUGCUCUCGGCCAACCCCCAGGAGCGGCCCGACGCCUUCGAGCUGGAACUCCGCCUGGUGCGCAUCGCCUGCCGCGAACUCGACUGGGACACAUGAUGGUGGGCAGGUGCAUGAUGGGAAGGCGAAGGACUAAUGAGUGCACACCACACCGCACAGCACAGCCCACUCGACUCCGACCCUGACAUAAACCCUUUAAGGACUUUGGGUUUAGUUUCAACGUUUUUUUUUUUUUUUUUUUUUUGUUUGUAAAGAAGUUAAAGCAAUGCGAAGCAACGCCGAACAAAUCAGGACUGGGGACUGGUGACGUUAACCAAGAACAGUUACUUGCACUUGAAGAGUGCAAAAUUCUUUCUCUCUUUUUUUUGGAUUUUCCUUGUUUUUUUGGACGACAAUAAAACAAAACACAAUCACCCACCAACCACUGGGUGCAGGUAUCUAUGCAUCCUUUUACUAGCAGGUUUGGAGGGGUUUUUUUUUGUAACAUUUUUUUUCUUGUUUUAUAUAUCAAGGGAAAUGUAAGAAAUCAAUUUGUCCUUGACAUUUCUUUCUUGUAGUUAUGUGACCAGAAUAGCGAUGUGUGGCGUUUACCACGGCGACUGUUCCUAAGGUUACCCUGUAAGCACAGUGUUUUCUGCAGGCUUUCAGAUGAGUGCUGGCCGAAGCCUUCGCUUUAUCUUACUCUUCAGGAAUUAUCCGCAUCACGUUUUCCACCUCGUCCUCGUCGCUGUCUUGAGGGGGAUUGGAUUGCACCAGCACCCUUCCACUGUUACACCCACCCCUGAAAAAAAUAUCUGUUUGAUCUCGUCGGCACGCCUCGAAGCAUGGGGAUUUAAUUAGCAGAGUUGGAAUGCCGCCUGGCAAAAGCAAACUUCUGACGGGUCCUCCCCUGGCAUCUCUUGUUCCUCUCCUCCUCUCUUCAUCUCUCUCUGCUCUACUGGGAACCUUCCUUAUUUCCUCCCUUGGCCCCCGAGUCUGACAGCCCCCAUUGACUGCACAUGUCUCUGGACAGCCCUGAGGUUUCUUGUUUUCUCUGUCUCCAGUUGGCUCUCACGUCUGGUGCUAACGUCACCUCUGAUGCAACUCCGUAUACACAGGGAAAAAUGCCUCUUUUCUUGACGCACUUGACCAAAAUCUCCACCGCUUACCACAAGCCAAUGGCAUUCAAGUGGUUGGUCUGUGCUAAUCUUCCGUGAUCAUUAUGGGCUGCGAUUUCUGUCCGCCAGUUAGUUUUUACUGGAUGGGUCAUCAUGAUGUAAUUUUACUGUUUUUACUGCUGUUGCCAGACUCUCUUGAAAACAUCUGAUUCUGUAGUCAGGUUGCCAGUGGAGUUUAAACUGUAUUUUCUGUGCUAGGAGUGAGUGUACUGUUAGCAGGCUCCUGACUCUAAAUUGACAUUUCGUUACUAGUUGCAUUAAAGUAAGUAUCAGUGCAAACAGCCAUUAAUACAUGUCUUUAGUUCCUACGUACAAAAAAAAGCACAGAGCAGUAUCUGUGCAGGCAGAAAAAAAAAUGCUGCUGAUUUUUAUUUAAUUUGAAUUUUUUGUUUGAUUUAAUUUUUACAAAACACCUCUCAUUCUUGGGAUAAUUAAAGGGGUGUGUUAUCACUUCAGAGAGUGGUAGACUUGCAAGAGGCAGUAGAACAACACAAAACCUUUUGAAUUGAUUGGACCGGGGUCAGAUUUUGGCCAGACCUGUUCUAGAGUCUCCUGAAAAGUCCCGUGGGAAGAGAACGUGCGGGACCAGGCCCCCUGCAGUGUAGGCUUUGGAUGUGACCUCGCCUGGACACAGGCUGCUUGGGCUAGUGGAGCAAGUAACCUGCACGCUCUAAUAACUGCUCCACUUUUUGCCGGCUGAAGUGUGUGUGUGUGUGUGUGUGUGGGUGUGAACAGGGUUAAUCUGUGUCGAGGCUAGCAGGUGUUUGUGACCUGUGCUUUUCCUCUGGCCUUGAGCCAGUCCUGUGAUCUGGGUUGAACCCAUAGAGCGGAGUGACUGAGGGAGGGAGGGGUGUGGGCGGGGUUGGCUGAGUUUUGUGUCUCUUGAUUUGGACAGAACACAGAUGCAGUGAUGUAAAUGUUUUAACGAAUCGCCUAACGAGAGAAUUUGAGGAAUUUUGCUCCCCUCCACUAAUGUAAUUAAAUUCCCUGAAAGAAAGAUGGGAGAAAAGGGGUUGGCAGGCGUCAUGCUGCUUACUGAAGGGAGCAUAGAAGCCCUUAUUGUUGCCUAAACAUCCACUUCUUGAGUUUCAGGCCAAGUGUGUUGCCUUGCAGAAGUCCGAAAUUUCUGAACUUGAAUCUGCAAACUUGAAGGAUCGAUCGGUGUGUGUGUG